CCCCCGACCCCUCGGGCCGCCCGGGCUGCGGGCUGCUACGAGCAGGGCUGGCGGGACGCGGGGGGAGGAGCGCGGCGCAGCGCGGGGAGCGGCCAGAGUAUGGCUUCCAUUUUACCUGCUUCUAAUAGACCCAUGAGACCGGACAAGAAUGCCUAUGAGGGAAAACGGUCUGUAUAUGUUAAGAAUCCUUACCUGGAUGCUAUGGAUGAAGACAUUCUCUAUCACUUGGAUUUAGGAACCAAAACACACAACCUUCCAGCAAUGUUUGGGGAUGUAAAGUUUGUCUGCGUUGGUGGGAGCCCCAACAGAAUGAAAGCAUUUGCACAGUUUAUGCACAAGGAACUCCAGUUGGAGGGGGACAGAGAAGACAUUGAAGACAUCUGUGCAGGGACAGACAGAUAUUGCAUGUUCAAAACAGGCCCUGUGCUCUCCAUCAGUCAUGGGAUGGGCAUCCCCUCCAUUUCUAUCAUGCUCCAUGAACUCAUCAAGUUACUGCACCAUGCACACUGCUGUGACGUUACCAUCAUCAGAAUCGGAACGUCAGGGGGAAUUGGGAUUGCCCCAGGGUCUGUUGUAAUAACAGAUACGGCUGUAGACUCUUUCUUCAAGCCUCGGUUUGAGCAGAUCAUCUUGGACAACGUGGUGACCCGAAGCACUGAACUUGACAAGGAACUGGCUGCUGAUUUGCUCAACUGUAGCAAAGAGAUCCCCAACUUCCCGACCCUCAUCGGACACACGAUGUGUACCUACGAUUUCUAUGAAGGCCAGGGCCGCCUAGAUGGAGCGUUAUGUUCCUUUUCACGAGAAAAAAAGCUAGACUACUUGAGAAGAGCCUACAAAGCUGGCGUCAGGAACAUCGAGAUGGAGUCGACGGUGUUCGCAGCCAUGUGUGGACUGUGUGGUCUGAGAGCUGCCGUGGUCUGCGUGACACUUCUUGACAGACUCGAGAGUGACCAAAUCAAUUUGUCCCAUGAUGUCCUGGUGGAGUACCAGCAACGGCCACAGCUCCUAAUCUCCAAUUUCAUCAAAAAACAGCUUGGACUUUGUAGCCAGAUGUCCCACCCAUCUCCUAACGCAACAGCUUGA
Molecule: messenger RNA, 1086 nt
Organism: Peromyscus eremicus (cactus mouse)
Lineage: Eukaryota; Metazoa; Chordata; Mammalia; Rodentia; Cricetidae
Gene: Upp2
Product: uridine phosphorylase 2
Exons: 9
Coding region: 100-1086 (328 amino acids)
Biological process (GO): uridine catabolic process; nucleotide catabolic process
Cellular component (GO): cytosol; cytoplasm
Molecular function (GO): uridine phosphorylase activity
Source: RefSeq, a predicted model, not a curated record